This is a messenger RNA of Zingiber officinale, 2630 nucleotides long. Its product is annotated as nucleobase-ascorbate transporter 11-like. Lineage: Eukaryota; Viridiplantae; Streptophyta; Magnoliopsida; Zingiberales; Zingiberaceae. The record is from RefSeq and is a predicted model, not a curated record. The transcript is spliced from 10 exons. Gene Ontology annotation, cellular component: plasma membrane. Gene Ontology annotation, molecular function: transmembrane transporter activity. The coding region runs from base 123 to 2363 and encodes 746 amino acids. Gene Ontology annotation, biological process: transmembrane transport.
CUGCUCUCCCCACUCAUCGAAAGCGACCUCUCAUCUGUUAUUGCUUACCUUCUACUUCUCGCUUCGCAUCCAUUCCCCGAUCUCAUUCCCUUAGCUUCCUUCUCCGGUUGCAGUCGGGAGCCAUGGACGCGUCUGGAUCGAGCUCGGAAGCUCCUCUGGGGAGGCUGCAGAAGCCCGGCCCUUGGCCGCACAGGAUCGAGCCUUUCGUCCCCAGGACGGACCACAACCCCCGGGAGCUCAAGUCCUGGGCCAGGCGCACCGGCUUCGAUCCAAAUCUUUCUGGGGAGACCUCCAGCGUCAUCAGCGACCGGGACACCGCCGACGAGCCGCAGGUUCCCGCGAGGUUGGAUUUGGAGAAUGGCAUUCGACGACGCGGGGAUGCGUUUCCCAGAAAGGCCGAGAUCGAACCAGCGAUGGGCCGGGGGAGGAUCGGAGCGGAGGACAGGGGGGUCGAGAUCGGCCCCGCGCCGGCGAAGGUUGAGAAGGAAAAGAGGAAAGUUACGGUCGAGCCGUUGGGAGUCGGGAUUAAGAAUGAGAGAAGGGAGGUUGGGAAUGAGCUUCUUUUGAGAGUUAAGAGUGAUGAGCCGGUGCGUAAUGGACACGAUAACGGCGCUGCGCCAGUGUUUUCUGUAAAAGCCGACGAAGAUCCAAAGGCGGAAGCACGAAAAGAUGAAAGGGGAGUAGAGAUCGACUUUUCUUCGGACGAUCAGGAGCCUGAGGAUCCAUCAGGAUACAAGCAGCCGUCAGAUUUUCGAUCUACUGUUACCGACAACCCUGGCAUUACGCUCCUGAUGCUUUAUGGAAUACAACAUUACUUAUCCUUGGCUGGUUCUCUUGUAUUCACCCCUUUGAUCAUGGUACCAGCCAUGGGCGGUACUGAUGAGGAGACAGCUGCUGUCAUUUCUACAAUGCUAUUAGUUUCUGGCGUUACAACAAUAAUGCAUUCUUAUUUUGGUAGUAGGCUUCCACUUGUCCAGGGCAGCUCCUUUGUGUAUCUGGCUCCUGCUUUAGUAAUCAUUAAUUCAGAGGAGUACAGAAAUCUUAAUGAAAAUAAGUUUAAGCAUAUAAUGAGAGAAUUGCAAGGGGCUGUAGUUGUUGGUUCAGUUUUCCAAGCUGUUUUGGGAUAUAGUGGCCUCAUGUCACUUCUUCUAAGGUUAAUAAAUCCAGUAGUAGUUGCUCCAACAGUGGCUGCAGUAGGAUUGGCAUAUUUCAGCUAUGCAUUUCCUCAAGCUGGAAAUUGUGUGGAGAUUAGCAUUCCUUUGAUUUUAUUGAUUCUUAUUUUUACACUGUACCUCAGACGAUUAUCUUUAUUUGGGAACCAUUUAUUCUUAAUUUAUGCGGUUCCAUUUUGUGUUGCCAUUGUAUGGGCAUAUGCAUUCUUUCUGACAGCAGGAGGAGUUUACAACUACAAGGGUUGCAAUUCAAAUGUGCCAAGUUCUAACAUUUUAACAGAUGGAUGUAGAAAACAUGUGACUAUAAUGAAGCAUUGUCGAACUGAUGUUUCUAAUGCCUGGAAAACAGCUGCUUGGGUCAGGGUUCCUUAUCCAUUCCAGUGGGGCUCUCCCACCUUUCAUUUCAAGACAUCAUUUAUCAUGGUCAUUAUAUCACUUGUUGCAUCAGUUGACUCGAUUGGCUCAUACCAUGCCACAUCAUUAUUAGUGAACUUAAAGCCUCCAACUCCUGGAAUUGUCAGCAGGGGAAUAGGCAUGGAAGGGUUGGCAAGUAUACUAGCCGGACUAUGGGGAACUGGAACUGGAUCAGUGACACUGACUGAGAAUAUACACACUCUUGAUGCAACUAAAAUGGCUUCCCAAAAGGCACUGGAACUUGGAGCAGUACCAUUAAUUCUGUUCUCAUUUGUAGGAAAAGUUGGUGCUCUCCUAGCUUCUAUUCCGCUUGCUUUGGUUGCUUCUGUUCUAUGCUUUACAUGGGCUUUAAUAGUUGCACUUGGCCUUUCUACUUUGCAAUAUACUCAAACAAGAAGUUCAAGGAAUAUAAUCAUUGUUGGAUUCACCUUAUUUAUCUCUCUAUCAGUCCCUGCAUAUUUUCAACACUAUGAACCAAAUUCAAUUCUCAUUUUGCCAAGCUAUCUUUUGCCUUACGGAGCAGCAUCAAGUGGACCAGUCCAUACAAGCAGCGAGGGGUUCAAUUUUGCUCUGAAUGCUCUUUUAUCUCUUAACAUGGUGGUCGCACUCAUCGUGGCAUUCAUACUCGACAACACAGUUCCUGGUAGCAAGCAGGAAAGAGGGGUAUACAUAUGGUCAGACAGAGGUACACUAGACUUCGAUUCGGCUUCUCUUGAACCAUAUGCUUUGCCAGCAAAUGUUAGACCCUUGUUCAGAUGGGCUAAAUGGGUUGGUUAAUGACUUGAUAUCUGAGAAGUUUUAUCAGCCUUUCUCCGGGUAUCUCAUUACUCCAGAUUCUUACAACAUGAGCAUAUUUAUGCCGUUCUUCCAGACAAGCUGGGAAUGGAUAUGGAUUCUUGUUUCCUAAUACAAGACUAGCUGUUUGAACAACAAGUUUCACAUGACAGUUGUAAAUGAAAAAGGUUAAGACAAAAGAGAGAUUGAAAGCACGAUUGUAUUGAUUUUUAUCUAUGGUUUAUUUUUCAAAUUUUCUUUUUGUUCAAA